Spodoptera frugiperda (fall armyworm) is the source of this 714-nucleotide messenger RNA. RefSeq lists its product as uncharacterized. The transcript has 3 exons. NCBI's taxonomy places the organism in Eukaryota, Metazoa, Arthropoda, Insecta, Lepidoptera, Noctuidae. The coding region runs from base 246 to 641 and encodes 131 amino acids. The record is from RefSeq and is a predicted model, not a curated record.
UCGUCAAUACUGUCAAACAAAAUAUCAUACAUUCGUACAAUUACAUUAGAAACUGUUGUUUUCAUACGUUUAGCGGUUUAUUUCUUGUUUAUUAUUAAAACAGUAAUAUUUAUAAUACUUAGCCUUAUUUUAACGGAUUUUUAAAUUAAUAUUCGAGACGAUUUUCAUUCAGAAAAUUGGUUAUAUGUGACUGUUGUUACCUACGGUAUAUUUGGAUUAAAACAUUUUACAACUAUUGAAUAAAAAUGGGACAGAAAUGUCGAAAUCGAUGUUAUUUUGGGUGUAUAAUUGGUGAUAGUCCGUUACACCAUUUUCCAAAUCCGAAGAGCAUAAUUCCAGAUCAGCUAUUAAGAUAUGCUGUUUGGAAAACCGUGCUGGAUGUGGCAACGCAGGAGAAAGGAGAUACCUAUAUAUAUGAUCAAAUAAGGCUAUGUAAUAAACAUUUUCUCGACUGCUACCAACUACCUAGUCGACAGUUGACUAGAAAUGCGGUACCCACCUUAAAUCUAGGUGAUUCAGAUGGUAAUACAGCAGAAUCUAUACCUAUCAUCAACGAGGAACAGUCGGUUCCUGUAAAUAAACAUUCAACACACUACUACAUUGAUAUUGAUACCGCUAACCGUAGCCAUAACAAAGGUUAGUAACACUAUUGACAAACUGCCCUACUCAUAUAAGUUUUUAAACUGACAUGGUCACUAACACUGGAAUUGAAAC